Pecten maximus is the source of this 855-nucleotide messenger RNA. RefSeq names its product zinc finger protein 888-like. Gene Ontology annotation, molecular function: RNA polymerase II transcription regulatory region sequence-specific DNA binding; DNA-binding transcription factor activity, RNA polymerase II-specific. Gene Ontology annotation, cellular component: nucleus. The transcript has a single exon. NCBI's taxonomy places the organism in Eukaryota, Metazoa, Mollusca, Bivalvia, Pectinida, Pectinidae. Gene Ontology annotation, biological process: regulation of transcription by RNA polymerase II. The record is from RefSeq and is a predicted model, not a curated record. The coding region runs from base 1 to 855 and encodes 284 amino acids.
AUGGUAAGCAAUUCAUCAUCUUUCCCAGGCAGCAGUAGGACAAGUUAUAGAAUGAAUUCAAUGAUGAGCAGUUCAUCAUUUAGUGUGUCUAGCUCAAACUCUUCAGCAAGUAAAUUUGACGACUACAUGGUGCUGCCAGGUAGGCAAAAUAUUAAACUUUCACAUCGUUUGCAAAAAUGUCAGGUAUGUGGCAAGGGAUUCAGUAGGUUGAGUGACCUCACAUCACAUAGCUUUUUGACCCAUCACUCCAACAACCAAAGGUCAUCCUGUUACCCACAGCUAGAAGAAAACACUGGUCAAGUUUCAGCAUUUCAUCUGAAAAAUAAAUGUGGAAGAGGAAGGCCUAAGAAAAAUAAUUUUCAAAUUUUUCCUUCUGAAAACUAUGACAUCCAAAAUAAAGUACCAGCAAGUUUAAGAAACAGACGAGGAGGAAUGCAUCUUCAAACUGGUCACAGAAGGAAACCAAAUGAAACCGAAACUAAAGGUUCUGCAUAUUGUGAUGAAAAGGCUGUAAAGAUACCAAGAUCUCGUAGAGGGAGGCCAAGAAAUAUAGCAGCCCUUCUACCUCGGAGAGAGCCUACUGAUAAUGAAAAAGCAUGUCUCAUAUGCAAACGAUUGUUCCCAACAACAAGUUGUCUUCAGGCCCACGUUCGAGUUCACACAGGGGAGAAGCCAUUCAAAUGUUCACGUUGUAAGAAAUCCUUCAGCCAGAAGGGGAAUCUCAAGAUCCACAUGUGGAUUCACACCAAGGAACGACCAUACCAGUGCUCUACAUGUAACAGUAGCUUUAACCAGCUCAAUCUUCUCCAUUACCACAGGAUGAAAAAACAUGACUUUGAACCCGAAAACAAGUGA